Gamsiella multidivaricata is the source of this 2043-nucleotide messenger RNA. RefSeq lists its product as uncharacterized. The coding region runs from base 21 to 1970 and encodes 649 amino acids. NCBI's taxonomy places the organism in Eukaryota, Fungi, Mortierellomycota, Mortierellomycetes, Mortierellales, Mortierellaceae. Gene Ontology annotation, biological process: actin cytoskeleton organization. Gene Ontology annotation, cellular component: cytoplasm. The transcript is spliced from 4 exons. The record is from RefSeq and is a predicted model, not a curated record.
AAAAAAAAAAAAAAAACACAAUGCCACCUCGCUUUGUCCCGACCGCUAGCCCACGCUGCCCCCGCUGCUCCAAGGCUGUCUACAGUGCUGAACAAGUUAUUGGUCCGAACGGAAGUGCAUGGCACAAGGCCUGCUUUACUUGUCGAGAGUGCAAUCGCCGAUUGGACUCCAUGACUCUUGCAGAACAUGAAGGCGAGGCUUACUGCAAAUCGUGCCACAAAAAGAUGUGGGGACCUACUGGAUACGGUUAUGGGAGCGGACUAUUGGUGCGCGAAGAUCCCGAGAGUCAGUUCAAGCAGAGCAUUGGACGCCCCGUCAACAGCAGCACCAGCGACACUGCUAGCGCGUCCUACAACAACCUUGACGACGCUAUCACCUACCACUCCACAGGAGGCAGCAGCUCUGCGGGCGACUUUGCGAGCUCUCGACCCGCUCAUAAUGAGGAGACAGAGGAGCAGAGACAUGAGCGACUCACGCCCGUGAAUUCAACCCAGAAGAAGAGGAACUCUCUGGAUAUGAUUCGGGAGCAGGCUGAGGCUUCACGCCGGGCUUAUGAUGACGCGCAUGCUCAGCGUGUCGCCAACAAAUAUGGCCGCGUCAAUCCCAACUUGACUGGCGGCUCCACAGCCAGCACGGGAAGCGGCAAAGGAGAGCAUCUCUUUUCGGGCAGCAAUUACAAUGGCUCGAGCUCGGGAUACUUGUCUGGAGGCUCCGAUACCUCUUCCGCAUUUGGGUCAACAAUGGCGACGACUUCAUCUCCCGCCCCUUCCCUCUCGUCCAUUUCCUCCGUGGCCUCCUCGAACCAGCCUGCUACAAAAUCACUAUAUUUGAACCAUCCCCUUCGAUCGUCCUCCGCCAUGUCGUCUUCGUCAUUCCAGGAACCGCAGGAUGCGGAAUCAGAUUAUGCAAGGAGUCGUCAAGCCCUGUCUUUCCAAACUGGAGCACCUCCUCAGUCUUCAGGAUCGUACACUCCUACGCAGUCUGGACCGCCACCACUACUCCCCAAGAGAGAUUUCGAGUCCAAGGUGGCCGCGCCGAGCCCUCAGCCUGGCAGCGAACAGGGCGACGAUUCGUAUCUGGAAUAUGCUCCCAUUCGUAUCGUGGCGCGCAAGGAGGAGCCUCAUUCGUCGAAGGCUGCGUCUACGCCACCAGCUGUCGAUGAGGACGAGUGGGGUACGGAACCGACCGAAAAGAAGAAGCAUGCGGAGACUACGACGCCCGCGCAACCAAUGUACCAAUCACAGUACUUGCAGCAACAAAGACAGCAGCAACAAGAGCGCGAAUCGGCGCCUGCAGCUCCAUCGCCGUCUUCAUCGUCUGUGCGUCCAAACCAGCUCAUCAGUGAGGCUGAUAAGCUGAAUUUGAGAGAGCAGGAGGAGCGUCAGCAGCAGGCAAGGACCUCGGAGGCUUCGACUGUGGGGGCUGAUGAAUGGGAUGAAGAACCUACCCCUACAGUGCCUUCUACCCCUCAGAACAUCAAAUACAUGCCGGCUCGCAAUGUCUCCUCUGCCGCCAUCCGCACCUGGACUCCGACAGCCAACACAUCCUCAGACUAUUUGUCAAGCAACACCCACUCAAGGACAGCCUCUGCAGAACCCAGCGUCAGCCCUACCACUGCAACGAACCCUGUUAACUCGAGCAACUUUGGUGCAACCGCGCCCAAAACGAGCUAUUACCGAUCUGGAGGAUCCAUGACGCCUAAGAGAGCGACCUCGUCUUACGGCGGUGGCGGUGACAUUUGCCCAAGGUGCCAAAAGAUUGUGUACCAUGCCGAAUCAGCUCUUGCACCAGGUGGCGCCAAGUACCACAAACUGUGUCUGCGAUGCGUCGAAUGUUCAAAGAGUUUGGACUCGACCAACAUGACAGACAGGCAGGGCACCCCUUACUGCAAAACUUGCUACGGAAAGGCGUUUGGCGCCAAGGGCUAUGGAUAUGGCAGUGGUGCUUCCAUGCUCCACACCGAACUUUAAGAUUCCAAAAUAUAGUAGUGCGAACAAUGAGACACAAAGCAAAAAAAAUAAUAUAUCGUAUAUUCAAUGUCUG